AUGAGUCGUGUUAGUGAUGAUACCAAUGGUGAUGAUACCAAUGAUGAUACCAAUGGUGAUGAUACCAAUGAUGAUACCAAUGGUGAUGAUACCAAUGAUGAUACCAAUGGUGAUGAUACCAAUGAUGAUACCAAUGGUGAUGAUACCAAUGAUGAUACCAAUGGUGAUGAUACCUAUGGUGAUGAUACCAAUGAUGAUACCAAUGGUGAUGAUACCAAUGGUGAUGAUACCAAUGGUGAUGAUACCAAUGGUGAUGAUACCAAUGAUGAUACCUAUGGUGAUGAUACCAAUGGUGAUGAUACCAAUGAUGAUACCAAUGGUGAUACCAAUGGUGAUGAUACCAAUGAUGAUACCAAUGGUGAUGAUACCAAUGAUGAUACCAAUGGUGAUGAUACCAAUGAUGAUACCAAUGGUGAUGAUACCAAUGGUGAUGAUACCAAUGAUGAUACCAAUGGUGAUGAUACCUAUGGUGAUGAUACCAAUGGUGAUGAUACCAAUGAUGAUACCAAUGGUGAUGAUACCAAUGGUUCCGGGUUACCUGUGUGA
Messenger RNA from Procambarus clarkii (red swamp crayfish), 546 nucleotides. RefSeq names its product dentin sialophosphoprotein-like. The record is from RefSeq and is a predicted model, not a curated record. NCBI's taxonomy places the organism in Eukaryota, Metazoa, Arthropoda, Malacostraca, Decapoda, Cambaridae.